Phaethon lepturus (White-tailed tropicbird) is the source of this 2610-nucleotide messenger RNA. Its product is annotated as lipoxygenase homology domain-containing protein 1-like. NCBI's taxonomy places the organism in Eukaryota, Metazoa, Chordata, Aves, Phaethontiformes, Phaethontidae. The transcript is spliced from 14 exons. The record is from RefSeq and is a predicted model, not a curated record. The annotation marks the transcript as partial. Gene Ontology annotation, molecular function: protein binding.
GGCUCAGAAACUGUCACAUUUCCGUGUGAAAGAUGGCUUGCAAAGUCUGAAGAUGAUGGCGAGAUUGUCAGAGAACUGGUACCAUCUGAUAUUUUUACUGAAAAGCUCAUGAAGGACGGGACACUCAAGCAGAUAGAGGAAGAAGUUGAAGACCCAUUGGAAGUUCACACGUACAAGAUAAGCGUGUUCACUGGAGAUAUCUAUGGUGCUGGGACAGAUGCUAAUGUUUUCCUAAAUAUCUAUGGGGAUCUGGGGGACACAGGAGAGAGAAAACUCAGCAAAUCUGAAACAAACUUCAACAAGUUUGAAAGAGGACAGGAGGAUACAUUUACUAUACAGGCUGUGGACCUUGGCAUUUUGUACAAGAUCAAGAUUCGUCAUGACAAUAGCAUGUUCAGUCCUGACUGGUUCCUGGAAAAAGUAGAGAUCCUGGAUGAGACCACAGAGGAGUCUUUCAUUUUCCUGUGUGAGCGCUGGCUCUCUAAAAAGAAAGAGGACAAAAAAAUAGAGCGUAUACUUUAUGAACAGAGCUAUGAUGGCGAGCGAAACAGCCUGGAUGGCUCAUCUCUCAGCCUGUCGAGCCAGGAUAGCAAUGCAAACCUGAAGGAGAUGAAGAAAUCCAGCUUGGUCAAGGCGGCAGAAGAAGGAUCAUUGAUCCCAUACCACAUCACCGUCACGACGGGCACAGAAUAUGACUCCAGCACCGACAGCCGAGUGUACAUCAUCAUCGUGGGCCCUCAGAAAGUGCAGACGGAGAGGCUGUGGCUGGAUCUCCCAGAAGGAAAAGAUGAGUUUGCGGAUGGCUCCGUAGAGAAAUUCUCUGUUUGGGGCCUAGAUGUUGGAGAGAUCAAAAAAGUGGAGGUGGGACACGACGGCGCUACUCCUGAGAGCUGCUGGCUGAUGGAAGAGCUCACCAUUGUCGUGCCCACCAAAGGCGUCAUGUAUAACUUUGUCUGUAAGUGCUGGCUGGCCAGAGACAAAGGUGAUGGACUAACCUCACGAAUCCUCAAUAUCCUGGAUGCAGACUGUGUUAACAUUGGCCUCAAGAUCCUCUACGAAGUCACAGUUGUGACUGGAGACAUCGAAAGCGGCGGUACCGACACCAGUAUUUUCAUGACUGUCUUUGGAUCCAAUGGGAACACUGAGGAGAUGCAGCUCGAAAAAAACGGAGACAGGUUUGAGCGAGGCCAAGAGGACAGUUUCAUUAUGGAGAUCGCCGAUAUUGCACCCCUCAGGAAGAUGAGGAUUCGGACGGACGGGAAGGGGACUCGCCCGCACUGGUUCCUGGAAAGGAUCACCCUGAAGAACCUGACUAAUCAAGAAGUGGCCAUAUUUACUUAUGGUGAAUGGCUGUCAAAGAUGAAAAAUGCCAAGGGAAGUCUUGUGUGUGAGAUGCCAGCGGUCAUAAAUGAUGAGCAGAUGAUGGAGGACACAACAUACACUCUUCAGGUUAAAACCAGUGAUGUUGGAGGAGCGGGCACCGAUGCCAACGUGUCCUUGAUCCUGUUUGGGGAGAACGGGGACAGCGGGACGCUGGCUCUGAAGGACUCCAACAAGUCUAACAAGUUUGAGAGGAACCAGAUGGACGAAUUCAACUUCUCGGACAUGCUGAGCCUGGGAGAUCUCUGUAAAGUGCGGAUCUGGCAUGACAACAAAGGAAUCGCACCAGGUUGGCACUUGGAGUAUAUUGACGUGAAGGACUGCGCCAUGGACAAGACAUUCCGCUUCCAGUGUGAUCGCUGGCUGGCUAAAGGUGAAGAUGAUGGGCAGCUCAUAAGGGAACUGGCUUGUGCCAAUAAUGACAUCCUGGAACUGAAGGAACGGACUGCCUAUGAGAUUGUCACAGUAACAAGCGACAGAGAGGAUGCAGAAACAAAGGAAAACAUCUGGAUCAUCUUAGAAGGAAAGCUGGGCCGCUCGAAAGAAUUCCUUAUGGAGAACUCCUCCAAGAAAAGGAGAUUUGAAAGGGGAGCAACAGACACAUUUCAGUUUUCUUCAAAGAAUGUUGGUGAUAUUGCAGCCAUCUGUGUUGGUCACUGCCCAAAAGAUGGAAAGAAGUCAUCUGCAAAAGCUGAUGUCUUCUGGCAUGUCCAAGAGAUUAUCGUAACGGAGACGGAGCUUUGCAACAAAUACUUUUUCAGGUGCAAUGUGAAAAUCCCUCUGCGUUACAAGAGACGGGACUACAAAGUCUUUGAGUGUGCCAAGGUCACCGAGAGCUUUGCCAGCAAAGCCCGGAGCUUGGUGCCAGUCAAAUAUGAGACCAUCGUGGUCACAGGCUUUGAAAAGGGAGCGGGGACUGACGCCAACGUGUUCAUCACCAUCUUCGGGUUGAACGGGGACUCGGGAAAGCGGGCGCUGAAGCAAAAGUUCAGGAACCUCUUUGAGCGGGGCAAAACCAACAGGUUUUACCUGGAGACACUGGACAUGGGGGAGCUAAAAAAAGUCCGGAUUGAGCACGACAACAGUGGCCUGGCGCCAGGCUGGCUGGUGGAGCGGGUGGAGAUCACCAACUCGGCCACCGGCGUGACCACCAUAUUUCCCUGCGGGAAGUGGCUGGAUGAAAACCGGGGCGAUGGGUUAAUCUGGAGGGAGCUUUUUCCUAGGUACUGA